Racocetra fulgida is the source of this 288-nucleotide messenger RNA. NCBI's taxonomy places the organism in Eukaryota, Fungi, Glomeromycota, Glomeromycetes, Diversisporales, Gigasporaceae. The record is from the annotation of a GenBank genome assembly.
CUAAGCAUCAAAAAGAGUUAAAUGAUUUUCUGUAUAAUACUUCAAAAUCUAAAAUAGUUGUUCAAGAUAAAAAUAAAUCUACUAGAAGCUUACUAAAAGAAUCAAAGUAUAGAAAUGAAUUAGUUGAACUAAAUUUAUCUGGUGGUAAUUUUUCUAAUAGAUUUUUUGAAGAUAAUACAGUAGCUGAUCUGAAUAAAACAGAAUUAGAGAAAUUGAAUUUAGAUGAUGAGGUUUUAACAGAUAUUAGUAAAGAAUCAAGCAAUUCUGAUUAUGAUAAUGCUCUUAAAG